This is a messenger RNA of Gekko japonicus, 2639 nucleotides long. RefSeq names its product solute carrier family 35 member E4 (gene SLC35E4). Gene Ontology annotation, molecular function: antiporter activity. NCBI's taxonomy places the organism in Eukaryota, Metazoa, Chordata, Lepidosauria, Squamata, Gekkonidae. Bases 1004 to 2062 code for a protein of 352 amino acids. The record is from RefSeq and is a predicted model, not a curated record. Gene Ontology annotation, cellular component: Golgi apparatus. The transcript has 3 exons.
CUGGAGAAAGAGGCUUUCGGAUGCCAGCCCGGUGGGAAUGGAGAGAAGGCGAGAGCGGCCGGUGCCGGCGAGCUUUGCGUCCCGGCUUGCCCAAGCUCCCGCGGAGUGACGCUUGGGGUCGUGGGGCUGUCCUCGGCUGUGAACCGAUAGGCAGCAGGGCGAGCCAGGCCUUCCAGAUGGAGCGUCGCUGCUUUCCGCUUGUGAAGGAGAAAGCAACGGAUGAGUCGCCCUGGGCGGGCCCACAGAAGAGAGCACCGGCUUCCUGGACUCAUUCACUUUAGGGACGCACACACGCUCUCAUCGGCUGUAGCUGCUGCGGUUGCACUGCCCGCUUGUGCCAGAGGAGGAGCUUUUCACCAACCACGGAACCCUCAGACUUUCCACUUGCUCCUCUCUGUCUGGCAUCUGUCUGCCCAGGGCCCGGCAAAAGGCAGCCGGCGGCAGCUGCAAGGGAUCCAGCUCAGCCAGGGGAGAAGGAGGGCAGGCUGGUAAUAAAGCAGAAGAGCCUUGCUGGGUUUUAAUUGCAGGCUCGUUGGUCAUCUAACCAGUUCCAUGGAAUUGCCCCGGGACCCAUCCCACACCAAGCAGUCCCUGGACGGCUGCCUCGCCAGAGCGAAGGCAGAGGACGGUGGGAGCCGAGAUGACCGCUUGCCUUCCGCGUGAAGCAGACUUCCCCCCAGUUCCAGCUCCUUGCCGUUUCUUCUCCUUCAGUUCCAGGUCCUACAGAGACACUUCCAAGCAAGCCAGGGAGCCUCACCGAGCCGGAGUUGGAAACAUCAUCCUGGUGAGUCACUGGGAGUGACUCCUGGAAAAGAUACAGGAGGAGGAACCACGGUCUGCCGAGAGGCCGUCAGCCGAGGAGCGAGAGCCUGCUGCUGCUGCAGCGGCACGAUGGGAAUAUGAUCUAAAGGGACCCUCCUCCUCCUCCUCCUCUCGGGUGCCUCCGGACGCAGAGCUGCUCGGAAAGGGACUCGCUCCCGUCGGUAGGAGGCUGCCGUCCCCAAUGUGCCUGCCCUCUCGGAGGAGAGAUGACGCCGGAAUGAACUCUGCCGAUGGAGCGUGGCCACGCUCUCCUUGGAAGCCGGAUCCAGGGCAGCAUGGCGGACAGAGGCCCUCCUCUCCGUCUCUGCGCGCUGUCCCCCUCGUGGCCACCGUCUUCGUCUGGCUGGUCACGGGCACUACCAUGUCCAGCCUCAACAAGUGGAUCUUCGCUGUCCACAAUUUCCGGUACCCCGUGCUGCUGUCGUCCCUGCACAUGCUGACCGGCGUGGUGGUGGGCAAACCCUUGGCCAGGCUCCGGGCCGGGGGGAGCGGGAACCCCACACUCGGCCCCGAGGCCAAGGCCCGGGUUUUCCUGCUCAGCUUGACUUUCUGUGCCAGUGUGGCUUUUGGGAACUUGGGCCUCAACUACGUGCAGCUGGACUUUGCCCAGAUGGUGUACACCACCACGCCACUCUUCACUCUGACCCUCUCCAAGGUGCUGCUGGGGAAGCACCACCACCCGCUGCAGUACGCCGCCAUGGGGCCCAUCUGCUUGGGGGCCUCCUUGAGCAUCAUUGGGGAGGUGCAGUUCGAUCAAGCCGGAUGCUGCUUCCUCUUUGCUGCUACUUUCCUCCGUGGGCUGAAGUCCAUCCAGCAGAGUACCCUGCUGCAGGAGGAGCGGAUGGACUCUCCGACUCUGCUGUGCCUGACCUCCUUGCCCAGCUUCUAUAUCCUCUUCACGGCGGCCCUCUUGCUGGAAGUCGGCCCCUCCUGGGACGGCACGCUGGCCUCCGGCAGCAGCCUCUGGCUCUGCAUCCUGCUGAGCUGCCUGGGCUCCGUGCUCUACAACCUGGCCAGCUUCUGCGUCAUCUCUCUGACGUCCGCCCUCACCAUCCACAUCCUCGGGAACUUCAACGUGGUGGGGAACCUCCUGCUCUCCCACGCGCUCUUCGGGAGCCGUCUGACCCUGCUGGGCUACGCGGGCAUCGCCCUCACCCUCCUGGGGGUCUUCAUGUACCACCACUGUGACCGCAUCGCCAGCUGCUGGCGUCCCUGGGGCAGGCGAGCCAAGCGAGACUGAACUGGGGCUCCCGUCAGGCCGGCUGGGACUGUGGCUGCUCAGCCCCGAGUGAAACGGGAGCCCGGCGGAGGCAGAAGCACUCUCCCGUGGGGCCUUGUGUUUAAAUAGGGCACUGGCUCCGCGCAGGUAGCGUCCCAGUUUCCACAAGGCCUUGUGCCAGGGCAGAGUCCCCACAGGUGACUUCGCUUCCCUCAGCCAGCGUCACAGUUAAAUCCCGCCUGAGCUCUGGGCAAGCCCACGUGUCUGUCCUCUGCCAAAUGCCAUAUUAGCUGCCCUUGCAGCCUGUGGGAGAGAAGGCGGUGCUGAUUAGCAGCCAGAAGAGUGUUGGGGGAGGGUUUAGCCUCCCCAGGUAAUUAACCCUCACGUUGCCCUACACUGUUCCACGGGGCAAGAGCAAGAGGGCUCUGGGCAAAUACCUCCUCUGCCUGCUGCAGCGGAAGAGCAGCGAGCUUAAAUUCUCCCCCGCUUUUUUUUUUAAAAAAGACUCUUUCUGCCUACGAAAAGCUCGCCUGCCAGGGAGGGUAGUCCAAGCCUAUCCUUCCUGGCGUGCCAGUUUUCUGGAUGCAGAGAGCCAUCC